Molecule: messenger RNA, 2667 nt
Organism: Naegleria fowleri
Lineage: Eukaryota; Heterolobosea; Eutetramitea; Acrasida; Naegleriidae
Exons: 2
Coding region: 1-2667 (888 amino acids)
Biological process (GO): regulation of DNA-templated transcription
Molecular function (GO): DNA-binding transcription factor activity, RNA polymerase II-specific; zinc ion binding
Source: RefSeq, a predicted model, not a curated record
AUGCCUUCUUUCAACAACGAGGAAAGGACAAUCCCAACUCAAGGCACACUCAAACCCUCUCAAUCGUCCACUACCACAAGACUUGAUGUCAACACGCGUGAUUCCAAUCAUCACAUACGUUCGGAAACGACAUCUUCCUACACAGUUUCAAAUGUUUCCAACAAACUGCCAACAAAAAGUGACUUUGAAAGGUCUUUGAAGCCAACAACAGUAACAUCCCGUACCUCCGACCAUCAGCAGCAACCUCUGAUGGACAAGUGGAAAGUGCACUUUAAUUCUCAGCACUCUCUGCAACCACAACAAUUUUCAAAUUUAGAUCCACUCACUUACCGUUUCUUUAAUAACGGCUCCACCAUUCCCAUCAGUAAUAUUCUGCAAAAUCAAGCCUCCAACAUUGAUGGACAAUAUCCUUCCACAUUGCCAUUUCAACAAUGCGCGGUGAGAGAGUCCAAUAGCACUAUACAGCAAAAUGUUCAAAUUCAUGAAUUAGUACAAAUCAGACCAAAUGAAACGCGACUUGAGCCAAUACUGCACCAGCAGGAGCCAAAUGAAGAAAUUUUACCCAGGUUCGCCGACGAAGAUAUGACGAAAAACAUGUCUUCCUUACAAGCAAAUUCAGAGGUAUGCAAGACAUAUGCAUCUUCAAGCUUGGCUGGGAGUAAUACACCAAUAGGUGAGGAAAUUUUGCGACAUCCAAUUUCAUGUGAAAGGUGUCGUAAAAGACAUACAAAAUGUGACAAAAUUCUUCCUAUGUGCAUUUAUUGCAAGUCAAAUGGUUUGGAAUGCAUUUAUAUGACGCCUAAGAAAUUGAGGAAAAAUUAUAUUUCAGAAAGUGUAGAUUUGAAUAAGAUGGAUGAUAGUGGUGUCAUACAAAGUGGUAUUGGUGCCAACCAUAAGUCUUCAUCAACAACCAAUGUUCAUCCUCCAUCAAAGUUUAAAGUCUAUAAAUUUAGUUUAAACGGUAAAAAAUCAAGAAAGAAAAAACAAAAUGAAAAUGUCUCAUCAAUAUCCGAAAGUAAUACAACUAUGGCUGCACCUAUCAGUAGUAUUAAUACGAGUAACAGUAGUGAAAGUGUUAGCAAUCAACCCCUAACCAAUUUGGAAAAAGUUGAUGGGUCUUCUUCAAAAUCAUUAUUAAUGCAAUAUUCUGAUUCUGAUAUUCACAUGCUUUUGAAGAGCUUGAGGACAGGAAUUUAUGAAUAUUAUUCAUGCUAUAUUGCAUUUGGAACUACAUUUGUAUCACUCAAAACGAUUGAGAAUGUUUUUUCUCAAACCAGUAAUGAUGACAUACCAUAUAGAAUGGUAUUAUACCCCGAUGAUGUUAUGGCAUUAUUGUAUGCCAUACAUGCAUUGAACGCUUUUUCAUUCCAAAAACACGAUAUUUCAACCAAAAGCUUUCAAAGAUGUCUUGAACUAUUGCAGUAUGACUCUUCUUCAGUUGAGAAUAUUUUAUAUUCCACUGGAUUAUUUACACAGAUGGAAUCUAGUGCCAAUUUGUUGUGUCUUUCGAAUUCUCCCGAGCAAUCACUAUCCAUGUACUUUACUAACACUAAUAGAGAUGAAUCAUCAUUAUUUCUUAUUGGAACAAGACUUGUUCUUGUGCAAUAUAGUCUGUGCUUGGGGAAGAUAGAGGCGGCAUCUUUUUUUAUGAGUGAAGCAGAUUUAAUGUUAGGACGAAGAUUCAAAGUGUUCAAAGACAAAUCGUUUUUGCCAAUAUUUAUUAAUGAGAAUGGUGAUGUUCGUAUUAACUCUCUGUUUGAUGGUUGUACAUUUGAUGAGGCUUCUGUGUUGAGGUAUAGACUAAUUUGUGGCGUAAAACUUGAUGACGUAAGAUUUUUAAUAGAAAAAGGAAUGGAAUAUAUUGAUUUUGAGGGAGUGGUAUCAGAGUUCAAAUCGUAUUCAAGAACUAGCUCUGUAUUAGGAGAUGAUAUCCGAUUUUUAUUUAAUUCAUUUGUAAAUAGAUACAUACUUAGCACGUACCUUUUUAUAACAGGAUCAGUGACAUCAGAAAUUCUAGAUCUGCUAUCUGCUCCAAUUGUGCUCUCAGAGACAUCUCCUUUUUCCAUAAUGAAGAUUUUAGAUUUUGCAAAUACCCAAUUAGAACAAGGAACUUUAGCCUUUUUUUCACCUAACACUCCUGCAAGUUUUCAAGUAUUAGAGCAGAGCGGAGAAAGCUCACUAUCUAUAACUGAAGUACAUGAUUACUACAAGCUUCUAGGCAUAUUUCGAACCAUAUUUAUUGCAAGUUAUAGCAUGCUUGUUUUACAUGAGACAGUAUUGAAUUUUACAAAUCCUUUAAUUUUACAUCCAACUAAUAUUACUCGUCACUUGAAAAUUACUAUUGAACAAAUUGAAAGGUUGGAAAAAUAUCGAAAUGGAUUUGCAGAUCGAUUAAGUGAUCUGUUUGCUUCUCUUCCUGAUUAUACCAUACAAUAUAUCAGCUUGCUAGUGAUGGCAGUAUUUACUUCAUGUAAGAUUCAUAUAGACAUGCUGAAACAAGUCGACACCAACCAAGAGACACGCCAUGUUGAUCCAAUUCUCAUAAGGCGAGCAAAGAGUGACCUUCGCGUGCUCAAUAUUUUAAACACCAAAUUUCCUGAACUAUUUCGAACGAAGGCAAUUAAGGAUUUUCUGACCGAAUCAGAGAAGAUUUUUCAAUCUCAAUAA